Messenger RNA from Paramuricea clavata, 4298 nucleotides. The record is from the annotation of a GenBank genome assembly. Lineage: Eukaryota; Metazoa; Cnidaria; Anthozoa; Malacalcyonacea; Plexauridae.
CAAGAUACCGAGCAAAAAUUUUGCCAACAACAGGAGAAUUCAUUGCUCUCCAACUGUGUCGGGCGAAAGCAAGGUUGAGUCGACAGAGCGAGACUGUGACUAUGUAUUGCUUCAUGUGGGAAAUUAAAGAGAUAUUUGGAAUGACUUGACUGAAUUGUAAUGUAAGGUAAGAAAUGACACAGCUUGUUGUAUUCCCAAGCGAAAUUUUAGCCAACUUUGGGAGUUCUAGUCGAAAGAACUGAACGGCACUUAACAGGUGUAUACAAUGAUAUAACCCUGUUGUGAAUUAACAACGUUAGGUUAUUAUUGAACUGAAGAAGCAAAGCUUUCAUGUAUUUGAAUUGGGUAAAAGUCUUCUAAAACGCCAAGGUGGAAUUUGUAAUUGUACUGAAGAAUAUUCUUAUGAAUAGAUCUGUGAGUUUCUGGAUAACGAUCCUAAUAUCAGUGUAUAUCCUUUAUCAAUAUAGGAAAAUUAUAAUUAUUACUUCAUAGCUGGCCUCCCUUGAUGUGUUUAAUUGCACAGUCCAACACUUAUACAGAUAUGUUCAUUUAAUUUAACUAGAAUGAUUAGAUUGUACAAUUUUUGGGAGCACAGAUCACGCAUUGAGGAACAAAAUAGAAUGUCACACUAACAUGAAUUAUUUGUGGGCUUGUGCUAUCAUGAAACUAUACCAUGGAAAAAUAAUAACAAACUUCGACAUUGUGAGCGAGGUCCUUUGAUUACUAAUUUCCAUACGAUGGGCAUUCGCCUGAAAAAGAUCGAAGUUGUACUGCGUAAAUCAACCACUCAACUCGCUUAAGUUCUCAGGUUGCGUGCGACAGUUUUAGGUAGUUGUGUAGUGUAAAUUAAUCGGCCAUUAUAGAGAGAGUUUAGAUUUUGCUACGAAUAUGACUAUGAAAUUCUUUAUUUAGUGAUACACCAUCUUCUUAUAUGCCAUCAUGCAUGUAUACUAACUCCUCAUCAAUCUUGUACUCGUGCAUCAGCCAAAUUGACAAUGGGAUUUUCGGGAAAAGUCUCGUAAAAAAACAAGCGUUCACUGCGAGGUCAGUUUAACGCUACGUGCAUGACUGUACCGUAUAUAGCUUUCCAUAGCGACGUGAAAAACUGACCUAUCCGUACCUUUUAGGAACGCUAUUCUCAGAAGAAUUAUUGCAACAGAGAGAUGUUGUUUCGCUCAGCUUCUGAAAGUUGUACAUUCCGUAUUGGAUAGGUGCUUUUUCGCGCCGCUAUGGAAAGCUAUCUGUGCAAACGUAUAGCCUAUAACCAAUGUGCAUACGUAAGAAGAUGACGAGCAUGUCGGCAGACAACGAAUCUCAUAGUAUAAUCUGGAACGGUUUGCCCACUGCACCCAUAUAGAGACAAUAACAAGAUGGCUGCAUGUGGAUUGCGAGAGUUAACAAUUACCCAAAAAAUACAAGCAUGGCUUCGACGUUUCGGGCGAAGGCCCUUCCGGUUAGGAAGUUAUUUUUCAGGUAGCUAGUUGUAUCUCUCACAAUCUGAAAUUAAAAUCUAAAGCUUUCUAGUGAAGAUGUCGCUAUAAUAUACACAUUUUACAUUUUGCAACUCUCAUCGCCUCGUUUGAUCGGCGCUUUACACGAGGCGCGCUAAUUUACACGAUUUCAAUGAUUUGGUUUCUUGCACUUCACUUGGUGGAAUUAGUACUAGAAUGUUAGGGUUCGUAAUCCAAGUGAGUAUAUAUAUACAUUUUACACGAUUUGCGCUUUCACAAAUAGAAAGCUAAAGGCAAUUUUUGACACGGCUACAUCGUAUCGUAUCGUAAUUGUAAAAGUUUAUUUCAAGACGCUAGCCUCGUCAACAUAUACGUUGGUUUUCAUGAAAGGCGUCGUCAAUUUAUCAGAUACAAAGUAUUAACAAGAAAAUACGUAGAAACAAAGAAAAAACAUUUAUCAAACUGCAUGCUGAAUACAGGAGGUGAGACCCAUACAUUAACAUUAGUAACAGAAUUUUGGAUUAGUAUUUUCUUUGAAAAUAUGGAUUGAUCAUCGUGCUUCUUUUGCUUCCCGAAAUAAACCUAACAUGCAGAAACACGUUCUAGCGUUGGUUUGCGUUUAAAUUUGACGAUAACUAUCCAGUCCUAUUUCUAUCUUAAUUCAUGUUUCUAUAGAGUAUACAUAGGUAACUCAAGGCGUUAGUAUAUAUAAUUAAGAACGCGUCGUAUUAAAAUUUCCGUGCGUUUAAAUAAUUAAAAAAGCAGGCAGGUACCUGCGAUUAUACGAAGGCCGAACAGCCUAUAUACAUAUAUGCAUCGAGUUGUACGUGAGUUUUCAAUCUCAAUUUUGAAAAAAAUGCCUGAAGAAACAUUCGUAACCGAUUCAUUACCAACUGCAACUACAAUAGACCACAGUGCAUUGCGAUUUAAGACACUGCGAUAUUAAUUAUUAUUAUACAAUAGUUAUAUCAUUUGCUAGUCAAGCAAAUAUAUGCAUUCUAUAUUAGAAAAGACAGUGGAAGCUGAAAGGCUUUUAAUAUGAACAGGUACAUAUUGAUAACACUGUUGACAGGAUAAAAAAAAAUGCAAAUUAAAUAUGUGAAAUAUAUGAAAUAAUAUUUAUUUAUAUUGGGAGUUUAACAUGGUUGCAGGGAAACGAGCACACGAUGCUGAAAAAGUGCUCAAAUUUUAUAAAUCACUAAGAAAAUUCAAUCGAAGGUUUGUGUAUUGCAUUGGCAAUGGUAGAAAAGUGGUAGGAACAUUUGUCAACACGAUUGAAGAGCAUUUUAUCACACGUACUUUAUGGAAGAAUCUUCAGUAGAAACUAUAUACUUAUAUAUAUUACUUAUACAGUAUAUAUAUUCUGCUCAUUACUACUUAGAUAUCGAUUGUUGGGGCAAGAGAGAAGCUCAACAGUAACUUGCUGCAGUUGAAAUAACUUAAUCCAUUAAAGUCUCGAUCUGCCAAAAGAAAAUGAGAGACUACCUCUCAUCAACUUUGAACUGAUUCAAAUUUUGUUGAAAGUAAUUGAUGAGAGUUUUCGCCUGCACGCGAGCGGUAAGUAAUAUCCAGUCAACUCUCACGCAACUCUUGUUCUCGUUUGACCGGGGCAUGAGAGACGACAAAACUCUUUGAUGCAAACUUUCUCUUCGAGUUUGAUCAGGGCUUAUAUUGUAGCAUUUCAUUUUUUGUUCGUUUGUAGGCAUUGAUGAAACUCCAGUGAAUCAAAUGACCUCAGUGGCUGCUAUAGUCGUAGAAACAAUCAUCCUUGUGCUAAUAUGCGCUGGUGCACUUACUGGGAAUGUUAUGUUAUUCGUACUCAUUGCAAAAACCCCCGCUCUUCAAACCAAAGGAAAUGUCUUCAUCCUUAACCUAGCCGUGGCGGACUUAUUAGUUGCUGUCGCCAACAUGCCUAUCACCAUAGUAACCGUGAUAGCGGAUGGCUGGAUCUUAGGGAAGGAUGUAUGUCUGACAUCUGGGUUUUUUACCCUGCUAACAUUUGUCGCUUCAUGUAUGGCAUUGACCAUGAUCAGCGUGAAUCGCUACCAUGCAAUAUGCCAUUGGACAGCAUAUCACCACAAGUACACAAAUCGAAGAUGUGCGGUGUAUAUUGGCAUCGUAUGGGGUAUUACUAUAGGUCUAUCGUUGCCCCCGUUUUUUGGCUGGGCCAAAUUUGACUUCGAUGAAGGACAGAGCUACUGUUUUGCUGAGUGGAACCUCAGUAAAUCUUACACAUUAUUUAUGAUCGCAGCGUGCUUAUUUGGUCCGAUCAUCGUCAUGUCUUAUUGUUAUAUAAAAAUUUAUAAGUUUAAAAAGGAAAGCAGAAUUCGCGUCCAGGCCGCGGCGGGUGAUAGCUCUUCAAGUGAACUGCAUGUCGUGACAACGGCCAGGGAGCUGGUCUCCACAGCCGCUGACCGGAGUGAUCGUAAGCUCACUCGAACUAUUAUGACCCUGAUUGUUGUGUUCGCAUUGUGCUGGUCGCCUUUUGCGAUAAUCAUGAUCCUGCAAGUGUUUUUCGACGUGCAAGUACCGCGUUGGGCUGACCUCGGCUCACUUGUGCUCGGCUACAUGAACAGUUUUUGCAAUGUGUUUGUGUAUAAUGCUACGAAUAAGACGAUCAGACAAGGAUAUAGAACAUUACUCGGCUGCAAGCCGAACAGAAUUGACGUUGGUAGUUUUCAAACGACAACUUCUUAACAUGAAUGAAUAAAAAUGAAAAACACAGACCGGGUUUAGAUUGUUCUUUUCAACCUUUUGACCUGGGGCCCGGUUGUUCAAAGCUCAGAUUAGCGCUAAUCCUGGGUUAAAACAUAGUCUGUCAAGCAGGGCUUGAAUUUUAUCGCGGCA